Molecule: messenger RNA, 1639 nt
Organism: Pseudopodoces humilis (Tibetan ground-tit)
Lineage: Eukaryota; Metazoa; Chordata; Aves; Passeriformes; Paridae
Gene: RAC3
Product: Rac family small GTPase 3
Biological process (GO): small GTPase-mediated signal transduction
Molecular function (GO): GTP binding; GTPase activity
Source: RefSeq, a predicted model, not a curated record
CGCGGGCCUGGCCCCGGGGCCCGGCCCGGCCCCGCCCCGCCCCGCCCCGCGGGCGGUCAGUGCGGCGCAGUCGCGGCGCCGCCAUCGCGGGCAGAUGCAGGCGAUCAAGUGUGUGGUGGUGGGCGACGGAGCUGUUGGGAAAACCUGCUUGCUUAUCAGUUACACCACAAAUGCCUUUCCUGGAGAAUACAUUCCCACUGUGUUUGAUAAUUAUUCUGCCAAUGUGAUGGUAGAUGGAAAGCCAGUGAACCUGGGCCUCUGGGAUACAGCAGGGCAAGAAGACUAUGACCGACUGCGUCCUCUUUCCUAUCCACAGACGGAUGUUUUCUUGAUCUGCUUCUCCCUUGUGAGUCCAGCCUCCUUUGAGAAUGUCAGAGCUAAGUGGUACCCUGAAGUCCGACACCAUUGCCCAAAUACACCUAUUAUCCUGGUGGGCACCAAGCUGGACUUGAGGGAUGAUAAGGACACCAUUGAAAGGUUACGUGAUAAGAAACUGGCCCCCAUCACCUAUCCCCAAGGCUUGGCCAUGGCUCGGGAGAUUGGGUCGGUAAAGUACCUCGAAUGCUCUGCCCUGACACAGCGGGGCUUGAAGACGGUGUUUGAUGAAGCCAUCCGGGCUGUGCUCUGCCCACCACCUGUGAAGAAGCCUGGCAAAAAGUGUACCAUGUUUUGAGGGCUGUGGCCUAGGUGUUGGCUCAGCAUGCUGUCAUCCCUCUGACAGAUUGCAUAUUAAGCUGGGUGUUUCUGAAGGGGGCUGGGAUGUGUAGGGCCCUUCAUCAUGUACGAAGUCAGUGUUUUUUAAAUGUCUCUUUGAUUUAACGUCAGUGUUGAUGUGAAGGGGCAGUGGGGACAGGAGACCAGCUGGGGACUAUACAGCCCCCAGGGGAUGUACAGUGGGGAAGGCAAGGUAGCUCCUUCGGGCAACAAGCUGUUUUGGCUCUCCUGAACUCGGAGUGGAAAGGGCUGAGACAUCCAUCCUGUUCUGGAAACGCCUAUUUUCAACCUGCAGGUGAACAUCCUGGUGGGAGUGGGGAGGGAGCUGAUUUCAGUGGUGCUGAAAGACAAGAAUACCUGGGAGGGUGGUAGGGCCUCCUUGCCCAGCCUGCUGUGGCUAACAGUUAACAAACUGGUGCUCUAGCAAAAUGUUCCUGAGACUGUUAAAAAAAUCAUAACCAGCCCUGGAAGGGGUCAAAGUAAAUGAGAAGCUGAAAAAAUCAAUCAUUAGGUGCUUUAUUGGGUACUAGCCAAACUCUGUGAGUGAAACAGCUCUGUGCAAUCAAUGCAUUUGCCUUUUUGUGUGUGCACACCCUAGGACAGCAUGGUGCUGCUCCCCCCCAUUAGUCUUUAGCAGGGCCUCCCCCCAGAAUCCAGUCUCUGCAGAGCAGGGCUGGGGUUGUUGCCUCUAUUUUUUUUUUUUUUUUCCUACUAAAGACAACAAAAGAAGCAAUGAGGAGUCUGCUAACUUCUUUCCCUUCCCACUGGAAAUGCAGACAGACUGUGGAUUUGGAUGGAACAGGGAGAGCUUCUGAAGGGUUGUGGGGGGGGGAACAGGAUUGGAAGAAAGGUCCAGUUUCUAAUCAUCAUGUAGAGUGACAAGAUAAAACCUUAUUUGGUGCAAUAAACAUUCUCCAUGAAGGUG